This is a messenger RNA of Moesziomyces antarcticus, 903 nucleotides long. RefSeq names its product NADH-quinone oxidoreductase. Lineage: Eukaryota; Fungi; Basidiomycota; Ustilaginomycetes; Ustilaginales; Ustilaginaceae. The record is from RefSeq and is a predicted model, not a curated record. The coding region runs from base 1 to 903 and encodes 300 amino acids. Gene Ontology annotation, molecular function: NADH dehydrogenase (ubiquinone) activity; quinone binding; 4 iron, 4 sulfur cluster binding. The transcript has 3 exons. Gene Ontology annotation, biological process: aerobic respiration; electron transport coupled proton transport; mitochondrial respiratory chain complex I assembly.
AUGCAAAGGCGCUCCGCUGCUCAUCCAGCCUGCAAGAAGCAGCUGCCAAAGUGCCAGGAGGAGGCAGCGACAGCGGCGCUGCAACGCCCACACCGAGCAGAUGGUGCCGUCAUCCGCUUUGUCGCCACCAUCUCUUGCACCUUGCUCGACCUGUACACCGCUGCAAAGAUGGCUGCUCUUCGCUCGCUUUCUCGAGUUGGCCUUGCUGCCAAGCCUUCGAUGGCUCUGACGCGCUCGUUCCAGACGUCGACGAUCCAGUCAGUGCCCAAGGUGGCUGCUGCCGCUGCACAGGGUGCUGGACCUUCCAAGCCGACCGCGCGCCGAUCGAUCUCGUCGUCCGCACCCGCCUCGAACGCCGGUCCGGAUGGUCCCGUCCCUCUGAUGUCCGUGGCGAACCGCGGCUCGAACCAGCUGUCGCUCGAGACGCCCAAGAACGGCGUGGAGUACGUGCUGUCGUCGAUGGACAAGAUGGCCAACUGGGCGCGCCAGUCGAGUUUCUGGCCCAUGACGUUCGGCCUGGCAUGCUGUGCCGUCGAGAUGAUGCACGUGGCUACGGCGCGAUACGACCAGGACCGUCUGGGUGUCGUGUUCCGUGCAUCGCCGCGUCAGUCGGACUGCAUGAUCGUCGCCGGCACGCUGACCAACAAGAUGGCUCCGGCGCUGAGGAAGGUGUACGAUCAGAUGCCAGAGCCGCGCUGGGUGAUCAGCAUGGGUUCGUGCGCUAACGGAGGCGGAUACUACCACUACUCGUACUCGGUCGUGCGUGGAUGCGACAGGAUCGUGCCCGUCGACCUGUACGUGCCCGGAUGCCCACCCACCGCAGAGGCUCUCCUCUACGGAUUCCUCCAGCUCCACAGGAAGAUCAGGAGGAACAGGAAGACCACUCUGUGGUACCGCAAGUAA